Pezoporus flaviventris is the source of this 582-nucleotide messenger RNA. It is a transcript of the gene KCNE3, whose product is annotated as potassium voltage-gated channel subfamily E regulatory subunit 3. Gene Ontology annotation, molecular function: delayed rectifier potassium channel activity; voltage-gated potassium channel activity involved in ventricular cardiac muscle cell action potential repolarization; transmembrane transporter binding. Gene Ontology annotation, biological process: ventricular cardiac muscle cell action potential; membrane repolarization during action potential; regulation of ventricular cardiac muscle cell membrane repolarization. Lineage: Eukaryota; Metazoa; Chordata; Aves; Psittaciformes; Psittacidae. The transcript has 2 exons. Gene Ontology annotation, cellular component: membrane. The record is from RefSeq and is a predicted model, not a curated record. Bases 146 to 463 code for a protein of 105 amino acids.
UCCCGGCCCCGGGCAGGUGGCUCUGCCCCGGGAAGGGGAGGAGGCAGCGCGGAGCUCCCCGCCCGGGCCGCGGCCCCCGCGAUGCCCCAGUGCCGGCUCCGCGGGGCAGCAGCGCAGGCGAAGGAGGCCCCGCACAGAGGAGGCCAUGGAGGAGCACAACCAGACGGAGACCUGGCACCGAAGCCUGCAGGCGGUGCUUGAUGCCUUGAACCAGACCCUACACGGGAUCCCGCUGUGCGCCUCCGACCGCGCUGCGGGCGCUGCUGUCACACGCAGCAGCAGCAGCAGCAGCAGUGCCCGGCCCGGCCGCGACGACAACGCCUUCCUGUACAUCCUCUUCGUCAUGACCCUCUUUGCCGCCACCGUGGGCAGCCUCAUCCUGGGCUACACCCGCUCCCGCAAGGUGGAGAAGCGCAGCGACCCGUACCACGUCUACAUCAAGAACAGGGUCUCCAUGAUCUGAGCCCACCCGUGGCGCCUUCUCCCCCCCCGGAGCCGGGGGAUUUGGGGUCACGUCGCUGCUGAGCAUCCUGCUCCUUGUGGGAGCGGUUGGGAAACCCGCCCGGUGUCCCCGUGGGGGUG